Molecule: messenger RNA, 4004 nt
Organism: Volvox carteri f. nagariensis
Lineage: Eukaryota; Viridiplantae; Chlorophyta; Chlorophyceae; Chlamydomonadales; Volvocaceae
Exons: 9
Coding region: 1-3687 (1228 amino acids)
Molecular function (GO): protein binding
Source: RefSeq, a predicted model, not a curated record
AUGUCGUACACGGCUAUAUUGCAAAAUGUGGAGUGGGCUUGCAAAGUGCAAACGUGGAACGGCCAAACUGUGUUUCAUUUGGCAGCCCGUUAUGGUCGGAUAGACGUCCUGGAGACCGUCGUUGAAGCGGUUCGUUUCAACCCUGCCGGGCCGGAUAAAUGGACGAAGCUGUUACGAAUGGGCCACUCCACGGAAGCCCUUCUGCGCGCCUUUGUCAACUUCCAGGAUGCGCGAGGCCAGACGCCGCUGCAUCUGGCGUGCAUCUACGGGCAUCAUGAGAUGGCGGAGAGGCUCCUACAGCUGGGAGCCACCCCAUGGUCCUGGGAUGAGCUGGGCGGUCGCACUCCGCUCCACUACGCCGCCUCCAUGGGCCAUGUGGAUGUCAUCCGGGUCAUCAUCUCACACAACGCACCGGGCCCCGCCGGCGAGGCGCUGAGGCGGCCCAACUCCCCCCGAACACGCCUAGUGGACAUCUGCAACGACUCGGGUUACACGCCUCUGCACUACGCGGUGUGGGCGGACAACCCCGCGUCUGUGCGUGCGCUCACCUCGUACGAGGCGUCGCUGUCGGCGCGCAACGUGGCGUGCGGCAGCGACUGGGUGGUCUCGUGUCUCAAGUGCACGCCGCUGCACCUGGCGGCCCACAAGGGCAACCAGGCCACUGUCAAGCUGCUCCUAUCCGCGUAUGUGCAGUACCAGCCACCGCAACGCGCAGAUGCUCCCGCAAUCACCGACCGCCGCCGCCGCGAUCCGCGCCGCCACGUUAACGCCAACCGCCAGCUGCCGUACCACGUGGCCGUUGCGCGCAACCACACCCACCUUACGGAGAUGCUCCACCCUGAUGUGCCCUUCUCCUUCAUUCUUUCCCCCUCGGAGAUGGAGUCCCGCCUGUACGGCGUACCGAAGCUCGCGGCGCUGGCUGCUAAGACGCUGCAGGCCAAGCUAGUCGCGGAUAUUGAGGAGGCGGUGGCCGCCAUGGCGGCGGCGACGGCGCGCGGGACGGUGACAUCGCUCGCCAGCAACGGCGGCGCCGGCAGCCUCAGCCGGAUGAGGUCGGGCGGCCUGGCGGCACUCUCCGAAGCGGUCGUGGCCGCUGCUACGGGGCAGGCCGCCGGCAACGCCGCCGCGCAGCAGGUGCUGGCGGCGGCGACUGCUCGGCUUCGUUCCCCGCCACCGACCUCCGCCGACCGCCCGCCCGCCACCACGACACCAUCAUGGCCAAUACCAGUUGCGACUGCGACAGUGCACCUACCGGGCCCCGCUGCUGCAGCUGGUGGUGAUGGUGGUGGUGGUGCUACUGCUACUGCCGUUGUCACCGGCGGCACUGGCGGCAAAUCAUUGGCGACGUCUGACAAGUCUUCUGCAACCUCUGGCGCCGACUCGGAAAGGGAGGCGCUGUCCCUAGGGCCCCCACCGGAUCUCACCGCGCGGCCUACGACAGUCACUGAUGACUGCGCCGAAGCCUCUACUCCGGCCGCGCUGCCGCUGCCACUGCCGCCCGCACCCAUCUCGCCCUUCCUGCCCGCUACCCCGCCCUCCAUGGCACCUGGGGGCGCUGGGGGGGCAGCCACCGGCACACCGGCUGGCGGCGGCGGACGUGGGCCCACCUUCAAUGAGGGGGCCUCCGCCUUCGCCUUGUUCGCAGCGGAGCCCUUCGAGGAAUCAGCAGCAGCAGCAGCCGGGGGCCCCGGCGGUGCUGCCGGCGCGAGCGGCGGCGGGUCCCAAACCCUCCAGCCCGCCGGCAGCAACUCCGUCAGCUUGGCGGUGCUCGCACGCAAUCGCGCCGCCGCCCAGCAGGCCGCCGGCAGUGGAGCGUUGCUGCAGCCCGCGGGCAGUAAUUCAAUAAGCAUUGCCGUGCUGGCGCGGAGCAAGUUGGGAAAUGGUGACGGCGGCGGAAAUAAGGGUACGCCCAGCCGCCGGCCCAGACUGCGUGCGCUGUUGAAGGGCAGCAGGGACCGCCGUGCCAAUAAUGCGAAUGGCAACGGCGGCGGCGGCGCCCAGCCGCCCUCAACAUUGGCUGUGGGGCAGCAGCAGCAGCAGCAGCAGCUGCAUACACAGUCGUCGAUGGAUGACCUAGAAGCCGACCCAGCGGACGUUCUGGAUGACCUGGAUGACAUCCUAAACGCAAUGCAGCCGCCUGCCGAGGAUACGGAACGCACCAUCACUGCUAUCGGCGGCGGGGCAGCGACCGGGGCGGCGGUGGCUGCGCUGUCACAGGCUGCGGCUCCGCUGGGGGCUGUCGAAGACGCGGUCACAGCCGCAGCGCUGUCCAGCACUCGGCCUUCCGCCUCGCAGGCAACACCCCCGUCGGCCCGCGGCCGCGGCUCCAGCUUGGGCGACCGCGCCCGGCCCCUCUGGCGAAGGUCGUCCACAUACACACUGGUACGCGCGUCGUCGGGCACUGAGGACGCCAAGCCAACACCGCAGCCUGCACCGCAAGCUCUCAGAUUUCCGCACAACGGCUCCUUGCAAGCCAGCAUGGGCGCCAAUACCAGCACCGCGCCGCCUGAGGUUUUGCAGCCCAGUGCGUCCAGGCGUCCGGCUCGUGUGCCCUCCCUCCCGUUGCCGGUGCCGCCCGGCGUCAUCGAGUCGCGUGCAUCGACAGAGGUUUCGGAGGUGGAUGUGACGGUCGUGGCGGGCCGGGGAUUCCCGCCACCUGCCACUCAGCCGGCGGCUGGCAUCACGCCAAUCGAUUCAGUCGACGAAGACUCUAGUAACGCGGUGGUGUCGUCCGGCAUUGGAUCUUGGUCUUUAAGGCAAAGGUCCGUCAGUCUGGCGGCGCUAGCGCGCGGCGGCGCAGAGGCGGUGCUGCCGUCGCCGCCGCAGCAGCCUGAGCAAGAGCAGGUCGACGGCGCUGUGCUGGCGAUGCUGGCGAGUCUGGUGGAGGCGCCGCAAAACGUGUUGCGCCGCUACCGGCUGCUCCAGCUGACCCACGGUCUGGAUCUACAGGACCUCCUCCGGGACCAUUCGGAGCAGGCGGCUGGGGCGGCUGCGUCGGGUCCGGGCCCAGGGCCAGUUGCAGGCUCAGCGCGUCCUUCGGGAUUGGAGGGGUCGCUGCAUCAGAGCUCAUCGCUUCAUUAUGGGGGUGCAGGCCUUGGACGUGUGCCGUCUGCGCGGUGCCCUGCACCUGGCGACGGCGGUGACGGUGGCGGGGGUGAGGACGGCCUGUACCGCAGCACCCCCCCGGCGGCCGCGGUGGCGACGGCCAUUUCCGGCGUGGGCUCUGUCGGCGGCGACGGCCGUGUGUCCAUAGACGCGGGAUGUGGCUCGAGCCCUCGACAGGCGCCACCGCUACCGCAGCCCGUCACUUUGACUUCCCCAUUUGCGCAGCAGGUUUCCCUCACAACGGCACUGACUGCCCGACCGCCCCCCGGGACAGGGCUGAAUGUCGGCGGGAGUCAGGCCUGUGCAGGUACAGGUACAGGCGGUCCGCCGGCUAACGCUGUGUCCGCGAAUUUGGCUGGGCAGCUGCUGCGGACGCUGUCGUCGGCGGCGGCGUCGGAAAGCGGUGAGGGUACGUGUGGGGUGUGCUUCGACCAGCCCGACGUGCUCAGCAUUUCGAGGUGCGGCCACCGUUUGUGUGCAGACUGCAGUCGGGAGCUGUGCAAGCUGAACACACUCAAGCCGGCGCUGUGUCCCUUCUGUCGGGGCAUGAUUGGGGGGUUCAAGUACAUGGGGCGCAGCUAAAGCAGAGAUGGGAACGUUUAGAAGCUUUAGAAGCUUUGGAAGGGUGCUGCGUGGCUCGGGAGGUGUUGCGUUCAUCGUUGGCGGGAAGAUGUAGGGCAUGGAGGACGGCAGGUAGCAGCACCUUUAGAGCGGGUCCACCGCCAUUGACGCCAGCCGGUUCGGAUCGGGAUUGAUCGCAAGCGGGUGUCGGUUUUCCGUUGAAGUUGCUUGCGAACACAUGCUGUUGUCAUUUGUGGGUCGUGUCGUGUGUGACGUGUUUUGCCGAGAGGUAUUCGUCAAAUUACCCCCUCCAAUUAACCCCCGAGCUCAUGUCUAAU